AUGGCUUCUGUACUUUCUUACGUUCCAAUUGUGAACCGACUCGUCUCUAAUACAGGUCGGACUCGGACCAUUGACAUCCCACCUGUUGAGGUUCACAAUGUGGAGACGGCACCUGAGAAACGACCAAGAACACUUAAGCACCUAUUAAGGGCAAACCACGUCAAUCAUUCUAUUCUCUACCACAAUUUGGAGUUUCAUAAUCAUCUACCCCAUAUCCUAGGUUCUGCUUAUAUCCUCGGAGCAGAUGUUCAGCAAUUACAUAAGAUCUACGAUGUGGAGGCACAAGAUCUUGAGUCGUGGAAAGAAUCGCCAGCUGAAAUAGCCCAGGAGGACUGGAGAGACUUUCUCGGAGAACCAGAGUACCAACGUGCUUAUGUUGAUUUCUUCGAAGAUUCUCUAGCAUUGAGGCACAACUACCAGUGGAAAGGUGUAGUAGAAGAGUACAUAUAUGGGGGCAAGGAGCCCUUGGUAAACUGCCUCAUCGGAGGCCUUGGACAUCCUCUCAUUCAUCUGGGAUAUGCUUAUGAGGUAGACAGCCGCGAAGUUGCCAUGGAGGCCCUUGGCAUGGCGGCUACGCAAUACAACUUCCUUCAUAAGUACAUCGACAAUGCUUCAUAUUCGAAGCCAUCCUCGAUCAAGCCGUCUUCGCCCUUGGAACUGCUCCUAAAACUAAGGAGUGAUAGUCGUCUGGACGGAGUCUUCAAGGAACCUGGACCUGACAAUAUUGAGCCGCUAUUCAAGAAGUACGAGGAUGUUGUUAUGGAGUACUGGAACGCAUGGACACUCGAUGAUCCGGUGAAAGACUUUGAGCAAUCGCAGGAGGCUGCGGUUGCUAUCCUAAUUGCCACAGUCCCGCCUGGAACCCAUUCAUAUAACUUCUUCCUUUGUCAUGUGCUAACGACGAGUCAUGCCGUCAGGAUAUUGCUUCCAUUCAUCCCAUCGGAAUUCCGCAUCAACUUAGUUAGGCAAUGGUGGCUAUUCGCAAUCGCCGUCUAUAUCGCUGAACUCCGCCCGAAAAUUGAUCCUGACUACAUCAAGCCGGAAGAUGUUGCUGGGAAGCAGUGGAAUUAUGUGGAGGACAAGGCAUUAAAUGGACAUUAUGCCACUGACGCUCAUUUUGUUAAGGUUGUGCGUGCUAUUAAAGAAGCGGCUCGUACUUGGGGCGACGUACAUGAACGUUAUUUGGCUGCGGCCGUCCGGUUUGCCGAUGAUUUCCAGGGAUGGACCUUUUCAUAA
Molecule: messenger RNA, 1236 nt
Organism: Daldinia childiae
Lineage: Eukaryota; Fungi; Ascomycota; Sordariomycetes; Xylariales; Hypoxylaceae
Product: Oxidoreductase AflY
Exons: 3
Coding region: 1-1236 (411 amino acids)
Molecular function (GO): oxidoreductase activity
Source: RefSeq, a predicted model, not a curated record